AUGUACGAGAAAAUUUCGAGCAUUCGCGCGGCUUCUUCCAUGUCCGGCAACGACAACAAAUCCGGCCAGUUCACGUCCCUACCGAGAGCCAUCUUCCCCAUAGACCACUACAAAUUGCAACUCUACCAAUACGCAGUCGCCGAACGGCUCCGGUACCCCCUGCUGAACCCCCUGCCCUACUAUCCGCUGCUGCCGAGGUCCCUCCAGCCGGAGGAGCCGAAGCCCCAGCACAGCUACAUCGGCCUCAUCGCCAUGGCCAUACUCAGCUCGCCCGACUGCAAGCUGGUGCUCUCCGACAUCUACCAGCACAUCCUCGACCACUAUCCCUACUUCAGGACGCGCGGCCCCGGCUGGAGGAACUCCAUCCGGCACAAUCUCUCCCUCAACGAUUGCUUCAUCAAGGCCGGGCGCAGCGCCAACGGCAAGGGCCACUACUGGGCCAUCCAUCCGGCCAACGUGGAGGACUUCCGCAAGGGGGAUUUCCGCAGGCGCAAGGCCCAGAGGAAAGUGCGGAAGCACAUGGGGUUGGCGGUCGACGAAGACGGGGCGGAUUCGCCGAGUCCGCCGCCGCUGUCGGUGACUCCGCCGGGUCUGGCUCUGACGCCUCCAGCUACGAUCCUGGCGCCGGGUCCUUCGAGCACCGCUUCGGGCGCGUCGAGGACGUCCAGGAAGCGGCAGUUCGACGUCGAGUCGCUGCUGGCGCCGGAUUCGGGCGAGGAGACGGCCGAAGAGGACAUCGACGUGGUGUCGUCGAACGAUCAGAAAGGCUUGAUGGAUAAAUCCGAGGCCAGCCAUCAAUUGGCCCAAGUGUUUCCCAUCGUGGAUUAUUACCAGGCUUUCCUGAAUACGAUUCCGACGUUUAGCGGCGGCGUGGAAAGCGGGAAAAGCGCCGAUACUUAG
Molecule: messenger RNA, 900 nt
Organism: Phyllotreta striolata
Lineage: Eukaryota; Metazoa; Arthropoda; Insecta; Coleoptera; Chrysomelidae
Source: the annotation of a GenBank genome assembly